Messenger RNA from Schistocerca cancellata (South American locust), 642 nucleotides. RefSeq names its product RNA-binding protein MEX3A-like. The transcript has 3 exons. NCBI's taxonomy places the organism in Eukaryota, Metazoa, Arthropoda, Insecta, Orthoptera, Acrididae. The coding region runs from base 1 to 642 and encodes 213 amino acids. The record is from RefSeq and is a predicted model, not a curated record.
AUGCGGCGCACCUAUUCGCAGCCAGCCGCUGCUGCGAUAAUUAAAAACGCGGCACGUCUGCGCCGGCGCCGACGUCGGCACCGAUGCUGUCGGGACGCCCCGGGCGACGCCGACGCCGACGCCGCCACCGACGCCGCCGCCGACGCCGCCGACGCCGUCGCUAACGAGGCGCCGCGGUCCGGCUCCGGUGGCGUAGCGCCCCCGCAGGCGUGCGACACCGGAGACGGCGGCGGCGGCGGCGGCGGCGGUGUGGGAGACGUGACGCGCGCACCGGAAGCACCCACACCCACACCCUGGUCCCCCCAUCCCCCUCGCGGAAAGCGAUACGGCCGCUCCACGCCGCCUGCAGCGCCCCGCGCCGCGCUGUGUCAGUUCCCACCCGCUGCCUCUCCGCCGCUCCGCAGACGUGUCAACAACAGCCGCGUGUGCCGCUUUCACAUUCCAGAUCGCGUGCCGCGGGGCGGACUUUGUAGCGUUGCACCGGCCGGCGGUGCGCGGCCAGCCUUUGUGGCAGAGCGCCCGCGGCAGGCGGCGGCGGCGGCGGCGGCGGCGGCAGCGGCAGCGGCGCCUAAUUACCGCACGGGCCACGGCCGGCCCAGGCGCCGCGCCCCGCGUUUUCCACGUCCCUGGACAAACAAAUAG